Molecule: messenger RNA, 1286 nt
Organism: Triticum dicoccoides
Lineage: Eukaryota; Viridiplantae; Streptophyta; Magnoliopsida; Poales; Poaceae
Product: transcription repressor OFP1-like
Exons: 1
Coding region: 83-910 (275 amino acids)
Biological process (GO): negative regulation of DNA-templated transcription
Source: RefSeq, a predicted model, not a curated record
CACACCCACCCCACGCCACUACACACACUCUCUCUGUCUUGGGCCGCGACAGAGUGUCUCUGUCUCCCGCCCGGCCCGCGCGAUGCCAGCCUCCUCCUGGUUCCACAAGCUCAGGGGGAGGAGCACAAGGAAGGCCAAGCGAUCGCCCGCGUGUCCGCCGAGUCCGACGCGCGGCUCCUCCGCCGCCGCCUCGCCGGAGUGCACGGACCAACAGACAAGCCAGCAGCGCCGGCCACCCGCGCUUCCACCGGCGGCGUGUGCCGGCUACUCUCCCAACAGAGCCUCCUACUACUUUCCGAGCGCGGACCGGGGAGCGCUCCGGUGCAUCGCCCCGCGCGGCGCCGACGACGACGACGGCGCGGCCUUGGACGUCCGUGUCGACGUCAUCCAUAGCCGCGCCGGCAGGCUCGGCGGCAUAGACGCGCCUCCGGCGACGCCGGAGCUCAACCUUCGGCGCAUCGUCACGAGGCCCGCCGCCAAGAACGACCCCGCGGAAGGCGUCGCCGUUGGCAGCAGCGCCGGCACCCCCACCUCGGCUGCCACGACGCCGACCACCUGCAGGGCGCGGGGGUUCCACGUGAAGCCGGCCGGCAGGCGGCGUCGGCGCGGCCACGACGACAAAAGUGCCCGGAAGGAAAAAACAGCCGAGGACGCGGGCAGCAGGAGACGGCGGUGGCUGUACGAGAGCCUGGUGGUGGUGAAGACAUCGUCGGACCCGGAGAGGGAUAUGGCGGAGAGCAUGGCGGAGAUGGUGGCGGCCAACCGCAUACGGUCAUCGGAGGACCUCGAGGAGCUGCUGGCGUGCUACCUCGCUCUCAACGCCGCCGAGCACCACCGCGCCGUCGUUGCCGCGUUCCGCCGUGUCUGGCUUCACAUCGCCGGCCAAAGAAUGCGCCACCUGCGACACUAAGGCCACAAGCUGCCUGCACCGCAGGCGAACUACUCCUAAUAAUUCCUAAACACCUCUGAAUUCCUUACGAAUCACAAUGCACUUUCGUGUCUCAUGCAUGGAUGAGGAUGCAUCAUGCAUGCAUGGUGUGUGUGCUCAUCAUAAUCAUAUCAUUGACCGGUUGAUCGACUCAUGGUCAUGGUCCAAGUAGGAGUAUAUUCUUGCGAAAUCGUGUUGCGUUCUACUAGACUUGAAGGCUAGUAGGAGUAGCUUGCAUUCUGUCAAGUUGACACAACUUUCUUUCUUUUGCGUCUCUCGAACUUUCAUCGGUUGGUGGUAAUCUCUCUGGUCCUGGCACGGCCUUGUGAGGCUGAAGAAUGGAACAGCACGCCCACGA